UUUCAAGUUUUUGUUAUUAUUGAGAGAGGGGAAAGUCUCUCUCUCUCUCUCUUUUCGAAGUGCAAAUCAAACUCUCGUUUUCGAAAUUUCGAAAUCUAGAGAAGUGCUUAGAUUAUCAGUUCUUCUCUAAUGGAGAUUCUUUCGAGUCCGAUCAGCAUUUGUUCAAAGGAGAAUCAGAAGAUCUAUCAGGAAUGGUUUAACUUUGCCGACACAGAUGCCGAUGGCCGCAUUACGGGAAACGAUGCUACCAAGUUCUUCGCCAUGGCUAAUUUAUCUCGGCCAGCACUCAAGCAGGUGUGGGCAAUUGCGGAUUCCAAACGUCAAGGGUUCCUUGAUUUUAAUGACUUUGUUGUUUCAAUGCAGUUAAUUGCAUUAGCACAAGCAGGACAUGAAAUUACACAAGAUAUUCUUAGCAAAGAAGAUGACCCUGAGAAUAUAAAAACUCCUGUUAUGGAAGGGUUGGAUGUUUUACUAGCUAAAAGGCGUUCACCCAAAAAGACAGAUCUUGAAGUGAAUGGCUUUACUAAUGCAGUAGCCAUUCCACCCCAAUCAGCACCAACAGCUCAUUGGUUUAGUUCAAAAUCUUCGAAAAAGAUACCUUUAAGCACUGUUACAUCAAUAAUUGAUGGCUUGAAGCGGUCGUAUGUUGAAAAGCUGAAGCCGCUAGAGGUUACAUAUCGGUUUAAUGAUUUUGUAUCUCCUCUACUGACAAAUAGUGAUUUUGAUGCUAAGCCCAUGGUCAUGCUUUUGGGUCAAUAUUCCACUGGGAAAACCACAUUCAUUAAGCAUUUGCUCAAAGGUAGCUAUCCAGGAGCUCACAUUGGACCCGAGCCCACAACCGACAGAUUUGUUGUUGUUAUGUCGGGACCUGAUGAGAGAAGCAUUCCGGGUAACACUAUUGCUGUUCAAGCAGACAUGCCAUUUAGUGGUCUCACAACAUUUGGGACAGCAUUCUUAUCAAAAUUUCAGUGUUCCCAAAUGCCACAUCCACUGCUAGAUCACAUUACAUUUGUGGAUACUCCUGGAGUUCUGUCUGGAGAAAAGCAACGAACACAACGCAGCUAUGAUUUUACUGGUGUUACAUCAUGGUUUGCAGCGAAGUGUGAUCUCAUUCUUCUUUUAUUUGAUCCUCAUAAACUUGACAUCAGUGAUGAGUUCAAGCGUGUGAUUGGAUCUCUACGUGGUCAUGAUGACAAGAUACGUGUGGUCCUAAACAAGUCAGAUCAAGUUGAUACUCAGCAACUGAUGAGAGUUUAUGGAGCAUUGAUGUGGUCACUUGGUAAAGUUUUGAAUACUCCUGAGGUCAUGCGUGUUUAUAUAGGCUCAUUCAAUGACAAACCAAUUAAUGAAGCAGCUGCUGGUCCAAUUGGUAAAGAACUUUUUGAGAAAGAACAGGAUGACCUUCUCUUGGACUUGAAAGAUAUUCCAAAGAAGGCUUGCGAUCGCCGGAUCAAUGAAUUUGUAAAACGUGCAAGAGCUGCUAAGAUUCAUGCCUACAUAAUUAGCCAUCUUAAAAAGGAAAUGCCUGCAAUAAUGGGCAAAGCCAAGGCCCAACAGCGUCUAAUCGAUAAUCUUGAAGAUGAAUUUGGAAAGGUGCAAAGGGAGUUUCAUCUUCCAGCUGGAGAUUUUCCAAAUGUUGAGCACUUUAGAGAGGUCUUGAGUGGUUAUAGCAUUGAUAAGUUUGAGAAAUUGAAGCCUAAGAUGAUACAGGACGUUGAUGAUAUGCUGGGUUAUGAUAUUCCAGACCUCCUCAAAAACUUUAGAAACCCCUAUGACUAAGAAAAUUUUGUUGACAGAUAGAAACAGAUUAGAGGAAUGAAAAAUGGAAGAAAAGCUGCACUGGUGUGCCAUAUUAGCCUUUCAUAGCCAAUCUUGUCCUGUAUUUGAAAUUUUUUGCUUUGUCCAUGUGUUUCUCUGACCAUAUCUUGAGGACCUGGUUGGAUAUCCAAUGUUGGGUUGGAGAGUUUGUAUGUUCUAGUGGAAGUAGCAAAGAAUUGUUUAGUCUCAUAGAUGAUGCUUGUAGUUGCCUUCUAUGAGUUUCCAGUGGAGUGGUCCUGUCAAUCAUUUAUAUCUUCAAUAAAAUUAUUUAAUUAUAA
Molecule: messenger RNA, 2096 nt
Organism: Macadamia integrifolia
Lineage: Eukaryota; Viridiplantae; Streptophyta; Magnoliopsida; Proteales; Proteaceae
Product: EH domain-containing protein 1-like
Exons: 16
Coding region: 130-1779 (549 amino acids)
Biological process (GO): endocytosis; endosomal transport
Cellular component (GO): intracellular membrane-bounded organelle; plasma membrane; cytoplasm
Molecular function (GO): calcium ion binding; protein binding; GTP binding
Source: RefSeq, a predicted model, not a curated record